AUGGAUGGUCAGCAACGAAAGAAACGCGAAGAGGCGGGUGGAGUGAAGAAGAGCAAAAAGGCGACAUUGACGGCGACGGCGAGAACAAAGACGGGCAAGGAGGUCACGAGCGCUCACAGCGAGGAGGUGGAUGUGGUCGAGACGCAGGCAGGCGUGGUGCCCGAAAAUGCCAUUUCUGGGUUCCUAGACAAUUACGAUUUAGAGUGUGAGUUGCACCUUGUGCUUCCCUGUCGUUCGUCUUGUCACAACCUUCCCGCACCGCCAUGGCUGAUACGAUCUCCGCCCCCCCGCGUCCGCGUCCGCGCGCGACCCCCCCCCAGCCUCGCGUCAGGUGUCCACGCUGCAAGCUUCCCUCUCCCACUCCUUGUCCCUCGCCACGCAGCAAAUGUCCCUCUACAUCACCCGCCUGCCCAGCGUCGUUCGGCGCAUGACGCUUGGAGAGUUUGUGAGGGAGUACGAGGCGGAUGGCAAGUUGGUCAUGA
Messenger RNA from Ceraceosorus bombacis, 482 nucleotides. The record is from the annotation of a GenBank genome assembly. NCBI's taxonomy places the organism in Eukaryota, Fungi, Basidiomycota, Exobasidiomycetes, Ceraceosorales, Ceraceosoraceae.